AUGGCGAUCCUUAUCCUGACUUCGUUAGUUGCUUUAUGCGUUGUAGUGGUGACAGUUUUCAAGGCCGUCACCAGAGCUCACGCAUCUCCUCUGUCUCGUAUCCCUAAUGCCGGUUGGGGAGCAGGCUAUUCGAGGUUGAUCUGGGCUUUUCGUCAGGAAUACCGAGGCAACGUCACUCUUGAACUUCCAAAAUUGCAUGAGACCCUAGGCCCUCUUAUCCGAAUUGGCCCCAAUGAGCUGUCGUUCUACUCCAUCGACAUCUAUGAUACAGUCCAUAAAGUCAACGGCGGAUUCGUAAAGGAUCCCCGAAACUAUGGCGAAUUCGUCCAAGAUGAACACCCCGCACUCUUCUCUAUCACAGAUAUUCAAGAGCAUGCCAAGAGGCGGAGAAUCCUUGGCCAACUCUUCAGCCGCAGUAAUAUCGAGAAGCUUGAAGGAUUGAUGCUUCACCACAUUGAAGAAUUCAUCUCGGCAGUUGGAAAAAGAAGUACCUCUUUUGAUGUAGGCCCUGCCUGCCGCGCCCUUGAGGCAGAUAUCAUAUGUGAGACCCAGGGUAUGACCCAGCUCUACGUUCACUAG
Messenger RNA from Colletotrichum acutatum, 579 nucleotides. RefSeq lists its product as uncharacterized. NCBI's taxonomy places the organism in Eukaryota, Fungi, Ascomycota, Sordariomycetes, Glomerellales, Glomerellaceae. Bases 1 to 579 code for a protein of 192 amino acids. The record is from RefSeq and is a predicted model, not a curated record. Gene Ontology annotation, molecular function: heme binding; iron ion binding; oxidoreductase activity, acting on paired donors, with incorporation or reduction of molecular oxygen. The transcript has 4 exons.